AUGUUGCAACGAAGCAUUCAGGAGCUGCGUGACCUGCAGCCCACCCUAUUGGAUGCUGCCACGUAUGCGGAGGAGGCAUAUCUUGUCACGGACCAAAAGGACAUAGAACUCCAUAACGUGAGGGACUAUGCAGUGAGCAUGCUAGUGUCCGUGGUGGACCGCAUUGGCGCUGCGGCCGAUCGCUUCACCGAUGCCGUCUCCCUGCAGGCCAAGGAGAUGGCUGCUGCUGACGUCAGAGUCGCGUCAGCUGCCGAGCGUGUGCGGGCGUGUUGGGAAUACUCAGGGCGCAAUGCACUGAACCGACAGCAGCAGCCUCAUCUUCCUUUCCAUGUGCCUGAUUCCAUGCCUAUUCUGUGCUGUACUCUCCUUUCAUUGCUGCAGCGAGUGCGGGCGUGUUGGGAGUACUCAGGGCGCAAUGCACUGAACCGACAGCAGCAACCCAGGGCAACCAGUCACAUGCCCAAGAGCUACCUGCUGCCAGCCGAAGCAGCAGCAGAAGCGUCAGCACUAGCAGCAGCACGAGCACCAUCAGCAGCACCAGCAUCAGCGGCUGCAGCAGCAGCAUGCAUGGAGCGGGAGUGCUUUCAGUAUGGGUCGGGCUACUCUGCCUCCCCUACGAGAGACCCUCGAGGCUCGUCCCACACAGCCCUCUCCUCCUCGUCACUCCUCUCCUCCAUGCCCCUUGCCCCCCCUUCUGAAAGCCUUCUUGACAGUCUUGCUUCUUCCUCCCUCGUCCCCCGCUCUGCCACGGCUGGUAUGCCAUCCGUCCGUGCAUCUCUCGACUGCUUAGCUGGUCUACCACCCUCCUCCUCCUCCACUUCGUCGUCCUCCUCCUUCCCCUCCUUUUCGUCCUCCUUCCCCUCCUCCUCUACCGUUCCCCACUCCUCAUCAACCCUCUCCAACCCAUCGGCAGCAACACCACACUCUGCUGACAAGAUACUGUCGCGGAAACAAUCACACUCACACAACCUCUCUCACUCACCCAACCUCUCGCACUCUCACAACCUCCCCCAUUUCUCCAACCUCUCUCGCUCGCACAACCUCUCGCAGUCUCACGGUCUCAUGCACUCUCUCUCCCACUCCCUCUCGCAACACAUGGGACACCGAGGCUCGCAUGCUCGACAAAGCAAGGAGCCUACCACUCCCAAGGGGCACUUCCCCCUCGUCGCCUCCUCGUUGCACGCUGGAGGGGCUUCAGGUGUUGAUGACGUGGAGGGCAGUGAUAGGAGGUCCACCACGCCACAUCGGCGCGGCCGGCAGCUUCUGAAAAAUAUCUUCUCACGUGGUGCUGAUGGUGGUGCUGCUGGUGCUGCUGGUGGUGCUGGUGGUGCUGGUGCUGGUGCUGCUGGUGCCAGUGGUGCGUUAGGGGAUGGUAGUAACGGUUAUACAAGCACUCAAAGAGCCCAUGAUCGGGGGUACUCCGGACACCUGUGA
Molecule: messenger RNA, 1434 nt
Organism: Closterium sp. Naga37s-1
Lineage: Eukaryota; Viridiplantae; Streptophyta; Zygnematophyceae; Desmidiales; Closteriaceae
Source: the annotation of a GenBank genome assembly